AUGCGGUCCAUCGCGACCAGCAUCCAGUCUCUGAACUGGCGCCUCAUAUUGAGUGCGACGGUCUGUUUUAUGGUUUUCUAUCUCCUCGUCACAGACGAUCACUCCCGUUCCCAGACUCCGAACCCUAUUACCCCUCCGGAGGAGGCUCCGCAAGAGCAGCCAGCAACGCAGAAGUCACCAUCGGUUCUUGGCGAAUAUGACGGUCGUGUUGAUGACCCGUAUCGUAUUAAUGAGCCGAAUCCUGUGCUCGGUGUCGACUAUGAUUCCCCGCUCGAUGCGAUACCAGACCGUACACGCCCUGGAGGGGAGCCAGCAGAGGUAGGUGAUCAGAAGCCAGAUGAAGAAACUUCAAGUUCGUCCCAGCCAGAAGUUCAACCACCAGACACCCAGCCCUCGACUCCAGCAAUAGCAUCGGAAACUGAGGAUGAAAACUACGUCGCCAUUUGCAUGGCCGUCAAGAACCAGCGCAAAGACCUCCCCGAGUUCCUCAUCCACCACUAUCACCACCUCGGCAUCCGCAACUUCUACAUCAUGGACGACGCCUCCGACCCCCCUCUAUCAGAAAUACCGGAUGCCGAACUUGGUGUUCCUCGCGAAACCAUAACAUUCGAGAUGCAAGACGAAAGCACCCGCGGCACCAGCCAUUCCCAACAACUCGACAUCUACAUGCGGUGCAUCGAAAACUAUGGAGCGAAUCAUACAUGGAUGGCGUUCCUAGACGCCGACGAAUUCCUCCAGAUGACGGGGAACCAGACGCUGACGGAUAUGCUAUCCGAGCUGGAGCAGGACAAGAGCAUCGGGUCCUUGGGCGUGAACUGGCGUAUGCACACGUCCUCCGGCCUGCUAACACGGCCUGAAUCCGCACGGAAGGGCUUCAUCGACUGUAUAUGGGACGACCUGAAGGGCCAGGGCGCGAACUCAUUCAACCGCCACGUCAAAUCCAUCGUGCGAGUCUCGCACGCCGUGAGGCCGGCCAACCCGCACCUAUGGGUCCUCAAGGAUGGGUCCAGAACUGUGGGCGAACACGGCGAUACCAUCGAUUCCGAGGCGUACAGGACGCCGAUUACGCGGGAUAGGAUAGCGCUACAUCACUACGCUGGGAAGAGCCGUGAAGAGUACGAGGAGAAGAUGCAGCGCGGGAAUGCCAUGGAUGACCCCAAGGGUGAGGAGUUUUGGAAGGCUGUCGAGAAGGACCUUCCGCAUAUGAGGUGUACAGAGAUGACUGAGUAUUAUCCUUAG
Molecule: messenger RNA, 1239 nt
Organism: Venustampulla echinocandica
Lineage: Eukaryota; Fungi; Ascomycota; Leotiomycetes; Helotiales; Pleuroascaceae
Exons: 1
Coding region: 1-1239 (412 amino acids)
Source: RefSeq, a predicted model, not a curated record